AUCACAAGUAAACCAUAUAUACCCAGUGGCCCAGCGAUAAGUCUGGGGGCUAAGAACGCUAAAAAUCGUGUUUCGAUAGUCGCAAUGGGUAGAACACAGAUAGCCCAUUCUGUUUCUUUGUACUUAAUAACAAACGAACAACACUAUUUGUCAAACACUAUAUCAGACAAUAACACGACGUCACCGAUGUAAACACAAACUUUUUUUUCAGCCAAAUUACACAGCAGUUGCUGAGAACUGUAAUAUGUGGCGGAACUUUGACGAUAUCGCUGACUCUUGGAGCAGUGUUCUUUCCAUCAUUGAUUAUCACUCUGCUCAUCAGGACCAACUGGUACCUGUAGCUGGACCUGGAAAAUGGAACGAUCCAGACAUGCUAAUUAUUGGUAAUUUCGGACUGAGUUACCACCAAGCAAAGGCCCAGAUGGCGCUAUGGGCAAUUCUUGCGGCUCCUCUUCUUAUGUCCAACGACCUGCGAGCUCUUGCGCCAGAAUUCAAAGAAAUCUUGACUAACAAGUACGUCAUAUCUGUUAACCAGGACCCCCUUGGACUCAUGGGGAAGAGAAUUUACAAUAAGCAGAGUAUCGAGAUAUGGACUAGGCCUAUUACACCAACAACAGAAGUCAAUUAUUAUUCAUACGCUAUCGUUUUCUUUAAUCGCCGAGACAUGGGCAGCGCCGUGGAAGUGAAUGCAACCACCAGCGACCUCUGUCUGAACUAUACUCAAGGAUACGAUGUUCUGGAUCUGUUCCACUGGUGGAAAUCGCCAGUUCACCUGAAACCUGGUGGAAAACUUAGCGUUAAAGUUAACCCUUCAAGUGUUGUUAUGCUGACGGCGAAAAUUUCUGAAAAGUGAGCAGAAAGCUCCCCUGGGUUGAAAAAAUAACGAAUUUCCAGAAUUUCACAGCUAAUAAACUUAUAUUUUUGGUGACCGUCUUAGGUUUCAAAUGUUCGUUAUUCCAACAAAUGUUAUUACAGGAAAGAUUAAUAAUUCAUUACCUUGAUUUUUUUUUUAUUUCAUGACAAAUAAUUAGGGCUUCUGAUUUUCAUUCAUUUCUUUUUUUGGGUGUUUAUUUUUAUUUUCAUGAUUUGUUUCCCAGAGUUCUUCUCUGCACGAGGUCUACUUUAAUUUUUAUUACAUAAUUUACUAUAAGAAUUACCUCUAUAUUAGUUUAACCUCUACCACACCUCAGCAGUCGAUAUACCUCAUCAAUGCUAUAUAGUAAUAGAUGCAGGUCAAGAGGGAGAAGAGGUGAACUUAUAUAAAUGUCAAACCUUUUCCAGUUUUUUUCUGGUGUUUGUUGGAUGUACACCGAUUUUAUUUGAUUCUUAUGUGUUAGAACCGAAAAUCAGAAGCCCUCAAGUACUAUAUGUAAAUAGUUAUAAUGCGCUCAAGCUUGUCAUGACCUUUGAUUGGAAAGUCCAUCGGUUUAAAAGGUUAUUAAUAAAAUAGCACUUGUGUAAAGUGUGUUUCUAAAUUCACGUCUGCCAUUUUAUAUGAAAAAUUUAUGACUAGACGUAAAAAAAAAAGUGAACAAAAUCUUCUUCCGCGUUUUUCAGACAUAUUACUACGUCAUAAAAUAACAUGUUACUACGUCAAAAAUAACAUGUUACUACGUCAUAGAGUAACAUGUUACUAAUGAUGACAAAACCUUGUCGAAACGUUGUACAUUUGCUGUUAUGUUAAACUUAUAUUAAAGUUUUUCUUCAUUACCCAUUCAAGCCGUCUCCAGCCAUUAUUAGUCUCAAAGUGGGUUCCUCGUUAUCGAAUUCGAACAUAUUACUACGUCAUAGAAUACGGGAAGUUGGUGAUACUUUUCAAGCCCAGCGUUUUCCUAAUAUAUAGUCUUAUAAUUGUAGCCUAACACUAACACUAAAGUAUUAUUCAAUAAAUCAUCUGUAAUAAUCAUUUUUU
Molecule: messenger RNA, 1912 nt
Organism: Limulus polyphemus (Atlantic horseshoe crab)
Lineage: Eukaryota; Metazoa; Arthropoda; Merostomata; Xiphosura; Limulidae
Product: alpha-N-acetylgalactosaminidase-like
Exons: 3
Coding region: 245-853 (202 amino acids)
Biological process (GO): glycoside catabolic process; oligosaccharide metabolic process; glycosylceramide catabolic process
Cellular component (GO): cytoplasm
Molecular function (GO): alpha-galactosidase activity
Source: RefSeq, a predicted model, not a curated record